AAUGAUGAAUUAAUUGACUGUUAAUGAUUAUUAAAUCAAUCUUGAUAGUAUUUUAGGAAGUGGAAGUUAGGGUUCAAUAUUUAACUGUUUGAAAAAAAGCACAAAUGAAUAAAUUGUAGCUAAAAUAACUAAGGUAAAUUAGAUAAAUGCAAAUACAAUUGACAGAGAAAUUGCUAUUGUUAACUAAAUUAAAAAUAAAUAAAAUGUGUCGAACUUAGUGAAAAUGUAUGAUAUUGUAAUUGUUGAAUAUAAUGGUGGAAAAAUUCUUGUGGAAUUUAUGGAGAAAUGCGAUUCUGAUUUAGGGAAAUUAAUUAAAGAAUAUAAAUCAAAGAAAGAAUCCUUCACUUUUGAUUAAGUUGUAGAUUUUGCAGGCUAAAUAAUCAGAGGAUAUAGUCACCUAAAUGCACUAAAUAUCAUUCAUAGAGAUCUUAAACCAGAAAAUAUCCUAAUUACUAAAAAGAAUGAUAAACUUGAUUUAAAGGUAAUUAAAUUUUUUAUUUAAGAUUACUGAUUUUGGAGUGGGAAAAGUAUUAACAAAUGAUUAUGCUAUCACUAAUACUGGAACACCUAUUUAUUCAGCACCAGAAUUAAGUUGUAGUGAUUAAGUCUAUAAUAGUAAAUCAGAUAUUUUCUCAUUAGGAGUAAUAUUAUAUUAACUUGUAUAUAACAAUGAGAUUCCAUUUAAAAUAGAUGGAAGGAAUAUACAAAAAGUGAAAUUAUCUCUUAAAACUUAACCAAUUAAAUGCUAAUAUAAAUAGGGAUUUGAGGAUUAAUUUUUAGAUUUAAUUGAUAAAAUGCUACUCUAUUCACCAGAUGAGAGGAUUAGUUGGGAUCAAUUAGAAAAUGCACCUUAUUUCAAAAAUUAUUUUCCAGAAAAAUUUCAAUUUCCUUCACAAAAGUAAUAAAAACAAUUACAUUUAUUUGAAUACAUUAUCGCAGUUUACUAUCAAACAUCAAAGAUUAUAUAAAUUAUAGAAAAACUACCAAAAAAUUUUAUAUGGUAAUUUUUGUCAAUAAUCUUGACUAAAUACAUUUUACUUAAUUUUUAGAAUGAACUUAUUCAAAUGAUUUUAUCGAUUAAAAAUAAUAAACAAUAAUUGAAUAAAUCUAUUGUAACAGUCAAUCAACAAUAAGUCGAUUAGAAUGAGAUUAAAUAAGUACUUGAAAAGUAGAAUAUUUUAACAUACCAGUCUGAGAAUGAAAACUAAAUAAUUGUAAAUAUCAUUCUUAAAAUUAGAUAUUGAAGCAGGAGAUUAAAUAAUAGAUAAAUGAUUAAUAAGAUCAUUUUUUUCAAGAUUUUUAUUAAUAACUUAUUUAAUUACCAGAAGAUCAGAGUAUGUUUGAUUUUUGGCAUUUGAAAUUUUAAGUUGUCUAUAAAACCUAUAUUCGAUAGUGGAUAAGUAAAUAUAUGGUUGAAAAAUCAAUUUCUUUAACAGAAGCAUAUCUGUUAGAAAAGUUUUCAUACUUUUUAGAGGAAUAUCCUAAAACUUCUUACAACAAUUUUAAUUAUAAUUAAAUUCACUCAAAAAUUAUUUCAUAAGAUUAAGCCCUAGAGUAUUUAAAGCAAAAACAAUUAAUCUGA
This is a messenger RNA of Paramecium pentaurelia, 1582 nucleotides long. Lineage: Eukaryota; Ciliophora; Oligohymenophorea; Peniculida; Parameciidae. The record is from the annotation of a GenBank genome assembly.